AUCCUAACGUAGCUUCUUCGGCAGCCGUAAUCCUGUCGCUUUGUUCGAUUUCUGUCGAAGUCCCAAGUCUUCCUCUCGCCAAUUACCAUGGAAGUGGAUAUUAUUAAUGCCAAAACCGGGAAAAGUAUUAUUUCUUUUAGUUCACUGAAACAGUCAUCAACAAUCCAUGAUGUUAAACUUGAAUAUAAGAAGCUUAAUUCCAAACUUUCUCUGGCAAGACAUUCAUUCCGCAAAGAACCACGCGGGAGAAUUUUACGCGACGAGGAAACUUUAUCGACUUUAGGGUUUGAUAAAAAGGCUGUCCUCUAUUUUAAAGACCUUGGUCCACAAGUAGGAUGGACAACAGUCUUCCUAACUGAAUAUGCUGGUCCUCCUGUCAUUUACGCUAUAUUUUACAUGCGUCCUUCAUUCAUCUAUGAUGUUGAUGCUGCUAAUGAUCCGAAAGAUUUUGUCGUGAACCUUGCUGCCGGUUGCUAUAUAUUCCAUUUUGUCAAACGUUUAUUGGAAACCCUAUUCGUACACCGUUUCUCUCAUGCAACCAUGCCAAUUCGUAACAUCUUUAAGAAUUCGUUUUACUACUGGGGUUUCGCUGCUUUCGUCGCUUACUACGUGAACCAUCCUCUCUACACACCCCCAAUGUUUGGCGACCUACAAAUCUAUGGCGCUUUGACUGGAUUCAUUCUGGCUGAACUUGGAAACUUUUCUAUUCACCUCGCAUUCAGAAACUUACGACCGAAAAAUUCCAAAGUUCGUAUGAUCCCAUAUCCCGGAACAAAUCCUUUUACUUGGCUGUUUAGCUUGGUAGCCUGUCCUAACUACACCUAUGAAUAUAUUGCCUGGCAAUCCUUUUCUAUAAUGACCCAGUGCUUACCUGCUCAACUUUUUGCUCUUGCCGGUUUGUAUCAGAUGGCCGUCUGGGCCCGCGCCAAACUCUCUAACAGCAGGAAAGAAUUCAAAAACUAUCCAAAAAAGCGUAAGGCCAUUAUCCCAUUUAUCUUUUAAACGUACAACUUCCAUUUGUGAAAAUCUAAAAUGAAUUGUCAUGUAGAUUCAAUUCAGUGUUCUGUUUAGAAAAAGAAAACUUAUUGUUUAAUUAACAUUAUCACAUUUGAUUUGUAAAUUUUGGCAUUUUCUUAAUGUUCUCUGAACUGCACCAAUUCUGGUGAUAUUUAAUGUAACACAAUUUGUCGUUCUACAUAAAAAUCGAAGUCAUUUUUGUUUUUUCUUAUUU
Molecule: messenger RNA, 1231 nt
Organism: Octopus sinensis (East Asian common octopus)
Lineage: Eukaryota; Metazoa; Mollusca; Cephalopoda; Octopoda; Octopodidae
Product: very-long-chain enoyl-CoA reductase-like
Exons: 1
Coding region: 88-1002 (304 amino acids)
Biological process (GO): very long-chain fatty acid biosynthetic process
Molecular function (GO): oxidoreductase activity, acting on the CH-CH group of donors
Source: RefSeq, a predicted model, not a curated record